This is a messenger RNA of Mucor velutinosus, 780 nucleotides long. RefSeq lists its product as uncharacterized. The coding region runs from base 1 to 780 and encodes 259 amino acids. The transcript is spliced from 3 exons. Gene Ontology annotation, biological process: translesion synthesis; mismatch repair; leading strand elongation. Gene Ontology annotation, molecular function: DNA polymerase processivity factor activity; DNA binding. The record is from RefSeq and is a predicted model, not a curated record. Lineage: Eukaryota; Fungi; Mucoromycota; Mucoromycetes; Mucorales; Mucoraceae. Gene Ontology annotation, cellular component: PCNA complex.
AUGCUCGAAGCCCGCCUCCAACAAGCCAAGCUCCUUAAAUCUCUUCUUGAAGCUGUCAGAGAACUCGUUACAGAAUGUAACUUUGAAUGUAACGACUCUGGUAUCGCUCUCCAAGCUAUGGAUAACUCUCACGUCGCUUUAGUCGCCAUGUUGUUGCGCUCUGAUGGUUUUGAUCCUUACCGUUGUGAUCGCAACUUGCCUUUAGGUAUCAAUUUGGCCAACUUGGGUAAGAUCUUGAAGUGUGCUCGUAACGAUGACAUCUUGACCCUUAAGGCUGACGACGAGGGUGAUGUUUUGAGCAUGGUGUUUGAAAGCAAAGACAGCGACAAGAUUAGUGAGUACGAUCUCAAGUUGAUGGAUAUUGACAGUGAACAUUUGGGCAUCCCUGAGACCUCAUACGAAGCCGUUGUCACCAUGUCUUCUGUUAGAUUCCAAGAAAUCUGUCGCGAUUUACAAACCCUCAGUGAUUCCGUCACUAUUGAAUGUACAAAGGAAGGUAUCAAGUUCUCUAGUGAUGGUGAGAUUGGUAAGGGUGCUGUCACCUUAAAGGCCAACAGCUCUGUUGAUAGCGAGGAUGAUGCCACUGUCAUCGAACUCCAGCAAAGCGUCUCCAUGACAUUCUCCAUCAAGUAUCUCGUCAACUUCACCAAGGCCACACCUCUCGCCGCCCGUGUUAGCUUGAACUUAUCAACAGACGUCCCUCUUUUGGUUGAUUAUAAGCUCGAGAACCUUGGUUAUGUCAGAUACUACUUGGCUCCCAAGAUUGGUGACGAGAACUAA